This is a messenger RNA of Symbiodinium sp. CCMP2592, 3210 nucleotides long. Lineage: Eukaryota; Dinophyceae; Suessiales; Symbiodiniaceae. The record is from the annotation of a GenBank genome assembly.
AUGCUUCUACAAGAGCAGCCACUGCUGCUCCGGCCAACGCAGCUACUGCCCCCGGAUCCAAGCGACUCGGCCCGCGUAGCGCAAAGGAGGCCAUACAAGCCGAACGGCCCCACAUGUGAGAAGACAAAGGCGGCGGAAACAGGUGGAAAGCUGCGGCAGUUCCAAGACAUCCAGGAUGCAAGAGACUGGGCAGGGUUGGAACCCGAGGCAUGGGACGCUGUUUGCGACCAAUGCGGUGGCUUCGCAGACCUUUGGCAGGUCGCACAAAUCGCGCCAGAGCAGCUUCGAAAGGCGAUCAUCUCCGCUCGCAUUGCUCGUUUGGACCAGCAGGGCCGCCCGGCGGCCGUGGCAGCACUGCAUGGCGUGGCACCGCUUCCCUCGUCGCGGGCACUCUGUCCAGCAGAAGCUGCCCAAGUGGGGCUGAUCUGGAGGGUGGCAAGGGCUGUAGCCGGUCAUAGCAUUGGCACACCGCUGGAGGAUGACAGUCUGCCUGUAGAGCCGCACCCACGAAUCCAAAUCGAGAAUGCGGAAUGGUACGAGGUCACCUACGACAAGGUCUUCAUCAAGAAAGCCCCCCAGCAAGAUGCUCGUUCCUGGGGCUGGGUCCACCGCGGACAAAAGAUCCAGGUGUCCCCGAGCGCAGUGUCGGAUGUGAAUGGCCGCGGGUGGGUGGAGCUCACCUUCAUGCAGUUGGCCCGAUCCUGUCCUGAGCGACUCUCCAGCGAUGACCCUUUGGGUCGAGGUUUCGCCCUGAUUGAUGGACAACAUCUGGGUCUUGGGCGUUUGCUGUCUGGUCCUUUGCCUAGCAAGGAGUGGCCGUCGGGGCUCGAGGAUGCCCAGAGCACAACGGAGGAGCGGGUGGUCUUGCGCCGCCUGAGUGGAGAGCGGUUGCACUUCCAGUUGAAGCCCGGCGACUUUGUGGCUUCGCUCUGCUUCCGCGCGGCCGAAGCCUUGCAAGCACCUGCAGCGCGCAUCCGCCUCAUCUUGGAUGGAGACGUCCUGAGCCAGGAUUCGCUGGCCGCCCCACUGGCUGGGAAGGAAGUGGACGUAGUGGUGAUCCCACCUUCACCACGAGCCGUCACAGGCUGUGAAGACGGCUCCGUGAAGUUCUGGGACCUCCAGAGCAAAGCCUGCCUUGCCACGCUCACGGGGCAUCGUGGCGCGGUUUGGUCCGUGGAUGCAGACAUCACUUCCAAGUUAGCCUUGUCCGGCUCGGCAGAUGGUUCGCUGAUGCUUUGGGACCUCGAACGGGAGGAGUGCUUGCGCAGCUUUGAAGGCCACGCUGGGGCCGUUUGUGCUGUGGCAGCCGACUUCGGCCGUCGUUGGGCUGCCAGUGGCUCUGACGACGGCACACUCCGGCUUUGGUCGUUCAGUCAGCGCGGCAGCCUGUUGACGCUUCGCUGUCCAAAUAACACUCCCUGGGCUCUGGCAGCCAGUUGCGAGGACAUGGCAGCGGUCAGCGGCCAUGAGGGCGGCUUUGUGCAGGUUUGGGAUCUCUCUGAGGAGGUUUGCGUGCAUUCCUUUGGAUCCUACCACCAGGGCUUGGUUCAGGUGGUCGCUGCAGACUUCGCAAAGGCCUUGGCUGCUAGUGGCUCAGAUGACGGGAUCUUCUGCACCUGGGACUUGGCCAACUUGACCAUUCAGCAUAUGGUGGAGAGCCAGUCUCUGAUGCCGGUUUGGGCAAUAAGCCAGAGCUUCACUUCCACGAAGCGAGCGAUGAGUGGCAGCUUUGAUGGCCAACUCCAUCUCUGGGAUGUGAAGACCGGCGAAUCUCACAGCUGGCGAGGUGCCCCGGCUUGUGCCUUGGCCGUGGACUUUGAGUCCGGCCAUGCUGUGAGCGGCAGCUUCGACGGGCAGGUCUACGUUUGGGAUCUGGCCACGAAAACUGGGACUGCCUGCUCCGAUCCUCACUCCGCUGCCGUGCGCUGCGUUGUGGCCAGCAGCGCUCAAGACAAGGACUCGAUGACACAGCGCAUCGGGAAAGUCGGCAGCGUUUACUGCUUGGGCCGCAAGCUGGGCUCUGGAUCCUUUGGUGAGAUCUACUAUGCAGUGGACUCGCAGACCGGAAAAGAGCUCGCAGUCAAGCUCGAGCGCGUGGAUAGCAAGCACCCGAUGCUCCUUUAUGAGGCAAAACUCCUCAAGCAUUUGGAGGGUGCCCAAGGAUUUGCAUCAGUGUAUUUUUCGGAUACACAAGGCGACUACAACGUGAUGGUGAUGGACCUUCUGGGACCCUCCCUGGAAGAUUUGUUCAAUAUCUGCCGACGGAGGUUCACCCUGAAAACGCUCAUCCUCUUGGCGGAGCAGAUGCUUUACAGGAUAGAAUAUCUCCAUUCGAAAGAUUUCAUUCAUCGCGACAUCAAGCCUGACAACUUCCUCAUCGGCGGGAGCAGGAAGACCCAGCAGAGUCAGAUUCUCUACCUCAUUGACUUUGGCCUUGCCAAAAAAUACAGGGACUCCAAGUGCAAUCACAUCCCGUACCGAGACAACAAGAGCAUGACCGGAACUGCCCGAUAUGCAUCCGUGAAUGCUCACCGUGGAAUCGAACAGAGCCGCAGGGACGACAUCGAAGCAAUUGGAUACGUCUUGAUCUACUUCUGCAAGGGUCAGCUGCCGUGGCAAGGAUUCCAGGCAGCUACCAAGGAGGAGAAGUACAACAAGAUCAUGGAGUGCAAACAGUCCACCUCUGUCGAGUCCCUUUGCAAGGGUUGCCCGAUGAUCUUCGUCACGUACAUGAACUACGCCAAGGCGCUGCGGUUUGAAGACCGACCCGACUACGCCUACCUCCGACGUCUCUUCAAGGAGCUCUUCGCGAAGGAAGGCUACGAGAACGACGGCAUCUACGAUUGGUCCCAGCCGUCAGUGACGGAUUCCGUCACCUCCAGCCAGUUCAACAAACAGGCCGAGGCGCGUGGUGAACCACAGCUUCGUGUCCGUGAAGUAGGCAGCAAGCAGUACCGCAAUGCCGGGGAUGAGCCGGCAGCCGAGGGGUCGCCAAUGCGAUGGCAGGGCUCCGCAAAGGAGACAAGAUCCAGGCAUGCUGACUCCAUGCGGAGCACUGCUCCGGCUGCUGCCACAGAUCGCGUAAAAAGCGCAAGAAGCCAUGGCAUCGAUUCAGAGGCGUGCUGUUCAUUGCUGUCAAUGUGCGAUAUGCAUACUGUCGUUGUGCUAUUGCGCUCUAUCCACGUCAACAGCUUACGAUGGUCGUGGUAA